This is a messenger RNA of Nematolebias whitei (Rio pearlfish), 1312 nucleotides long. RefSeq names its product actin, alpha cardiac muscle. The transcript is spliced from 9 exons. Lineage: Eukaryota; Metazoa; Chordata; Actinopteri; Cyprinodontiformes; Rivulidae. The record is from RefSeq and is a predicted model, not a curated record. The coding region runs from base 78 to 1211 and encodes 377 amino acids.
GCUUAACGUGAGCCUUCGUCCCAGUGGAAGCAUCCCGCACCAGUACACCUUGACCACUCCCCAAAAAAAGCCUAAUCAUGUGUGACGAUGAUGAGACUACCGCACUUGUGUGCGACAACGGCUCUGGUUUGGUCAAGGCUGGAUUUGCUGGAGAUGAUGCUCCCCGUGCUGUCUUUCCUUCCAUUGUUGGAAGGCCCCGCCACCAGGGUGUGAUGGUAGGUAUGGGUCAGAAGGACAGCUACGUCGGUGACGAGGCCCAGAGCAAAAGGGGUAUUCUGACUCUGAAAUACCCAAUUGAGCAUGGCAUCAUCACCAACUGGGAUGAUAUGGAGAAGAUCUGGCACCACACUUUUUACAAUGAGCUGCGUGUGGCCCCUGAGGAGCACCCCACCCUGCUCACCGAGGCCCCCCUCAACCCCAAAGCCAACAGGGAGAAGAUGACUCAGAUUAUGUUUGAGACUUUCAACGUUCCCGCCAUGUACGUGGCCAUCCAGGCUGUUCUGUCUUUGUAUGCAUCUGGUCGUACAACUGGUAUUGUGCUGGACUCUGGCGAUGGUGUGACCCACAAUGUCCCCAUCUAUGAGGGUUACGCUCUUCCCCAUGCCAUCAUGCGUCUUGACCUGGCUGGUCGUGACCUGACCGACUACUUGAUGAAGAUCCUGACCGAGCGUGGUUAUUCCUUUGUCACAACAGCUGAGCGUGAGAUUGUGCGUGACAUUAAGGAGAAGCUGUGCUAUGUGGCUCUUGACUUUGAGAACGAGAUGGCCACCGCUGCCUCCUCUUCCUCCCUGGAAAAGAGCUACGAGCUGCCCGAUGGUCAGGUUAUCACCAUCGGUAAUGAGCGUUUCCGUUGUCCGGAGACUCUCUUCCAGCCUUCUUUCAUUGGUAUGGAAUCUGCUGGCAUCCAUGAGACAGCGUACAACAGCAUCAUGAAGUGUGACAUUGAUAUCCGCAAGGACCUGUACGCCAACAAUGUGUUGUCCGGUGGUACCACCAUGUAUCCUGGUAUUGCUGAUCGCAUGCAGAAGGAGAUCACAGCCCUGGCUCCAAGCACCAUGAAGAUCAAGAUCAUUGCUCCACCUGAGAGAAAGUACUCUGUCUGGAUUGGUGGUUCCAUCCUGGCUUCCUUGUCCACUUUCCAGCAGAUGUGGAUCAGCAAACAAGAGUAUGAUGAAGCUGGACCCUCUAUUGUCCACAGGAAGUGCUUCUAAACACAUGUCCACCUCUUUGCAUCCAUGUAUUUGUACAUCUUUAACUCUUGUAUAUACAAGUCUCUGUUCUGUUGUAAUAAAGAUAAGCAUUUGUGACAGUA